Scylla paramamosain (green mud crab) is the source of this 4988-nucleotide messenger RNA. RefSeq names its product probable E3 ubiquitin-protein ligase HERC4. Lineage: Eukaryota; Metazoa; Arthropoda; Malacostraca; Decapoda; Portunidae. The record is from RefSeq and is a predicted model, not a curated record. The transcript has 10 exons. The coding region runs from base 2016 to 2390 and encodes 124 amino acids.
GUCUAUUGUUUAUACACCAGUCCGGCCAUUCAACUAACAAGUGAUGGAAUGGUCAUGGCUGGACACUGUGCACUGCUGUCGCCACUGCAGAGAGCCUCAGGGCACGCACGCCCCUAUCCUCCUCUCCUCCUUUGUAGCACGACACUUUAAGUAUGCUGAUGACAAGGAGUAGCUGAGUGUGGCACUGAACAAUUCCAAGUGGGACGUGGAACAGGAUGCAGCCGUCACGUCCUGGGCCACGCAGCAGCCAGCCGACUGGCAGUUGGGCGGCCAACAGGUGAUGCUCCAGGUGCAAGGUGAUGCUCCAGCUCUUUGAGAUACAAUCACAUCUACUUGUGUGAUUCUUUUAUUGAAAUUACUCUUUAGCUUUUUAUUUGUGUUACUAUGCUUACUAUGAAGCCUCAAACUUGAUCUCUUUGAAACAGGAUUUGUGGUGACCCAAGUGGCCACAUCUUGUGGGUCUGACGGCCACAGCCUGGCAGUGACAAACCAGACAGCGGGGAAGUGUUCUCCUGGGGCGAUGGAGACUAUGGCAAACUGGGGCAUGGCAACUCAGACCUUAAAUUGCUUUUUGUCAUCUUAUCACGUUAAAUUAGGUUUUUUUCUGCAUUUCAGCACCCCGAUCAGCUCUCUUUCAGUCUGUGUCUAUGAGUGAAUUGAUCUUCUGUUCUGGAUUAAUUUCACUUAGCGGUCAUUUUCAUCUUGUACUUUCUCUCACCGCAAACUUCAAAAACACACGUAAUUAUUUUAUUUUAUUUAUUUAUUUAUUUUUUUUCAGGAUUAAUUGUAAACUGUAAGCCUCCCUUUUGCAUUUCGCGUCUUUUUUAGUAUAAUCUUAAUUUCUGUUUGUUUUUUCUUUUUUUUUUCUUUUUUUUUUUUUUUUCUCCGUAGCGAUGUCAUGUUAAUUUUUAGGUCGUUUUUUUGUAUUUAUUUAUGUCUCUCCCUCACUUUCUUCAUUUCUGCUGUCUCCAAUGACACGUACUGGGGCUUUCUUGAUUACCAUUCUCUUCUUCCUUGGGCGUCUGUCUGUUCUGAACACGAAGACUGAAGAGAGAAAAGCCCAGCAAGAAGUGGUGGAAGUGGCCAGAACAGACAGACGCCCAAGGAAGAAGAGAAUGGUAAUCAAGAAAGCCCCAGUACGUGUCAUUGGAGACAGCAUGGUAAGGAAGACUCCCGACUUUGUGAGAAGGGAAAUUGAGUGCACCAGCAUGGGAGGUGCUAAGAUCCAAGACGUCAAGAGGAAAGUCAAGGAGGAAGUGCAAGAAAUGGAAGAGAGAAGCCUGCUAGUUGUCCAAGGAAGCCUUGAGAGGUGACAUGGGAUGGAGCACCUUCAGAGAAAGACUGACAAAAGCCACACUUAGGUACAAGAUUAGGCUUGAGAGAAUGGAUGAUGCAAGAAUAGCAAGGAAGGUGUACCUGUGGAAUGAAAGUGGAAGCAAAUGGAGGAAGAGAUGCAUGAGAAUGACAGACAGGAAUAGAUUGCAAGUUGUGUGGGCGAUAAGAAUGGCUGGUAGGAAUCAAAAUGAGCGUGAAUGGGUGGUAACAAGAGGAGGCAGAGUGGGAGCCGAAUGGGAUGUGAGAAAAUGGAAGAAUGAGAUAGACAAAGAAGUGAAAUGUGUGGGAUUGAAUGAAUGGAAGAAUGAGAUAGGAAUGAAAGAGUGGAGAAGACAGGAAAAGAGUGGAUGGUGUUGUUGCUGGGACUGUGUAGAGAGGCGAAUGAAAGGAUGAUUGAGGCGGUGAAAGAGUUUCUGGAGAGAAUGUGGCGUGCCAGGUGUAUGAACAAUUAGGAUAGAGGAUGCUGUUCGUUUCUCUUUUUUUUUUCCCCUUCUACAGGAGUUGCCGAUCCAAAGGCCUGGCUCAGGAGUGAUCCUGUGCCACCUGUACCAUCAAGGUCAAGAUCAGUUCCCCCGUGUUUACUUCUACCACACUGCCUAGAAGUCUUGUUUUUUUUCGCAAAUUUCCCAAGUAAUUCCCCACCCCGGAGGCCGCCCCCAGUACACCUGUUCCCUGCAUCCAUGCUGUGGACCUCUGGGUAUGGACGCUGUGGGCAGCUUGGUCACGGCACGACAGAUAACUGCCCCAUUCCUUGCACUGUGCUUGACCUGUGUGGCUCAAAGGUCGGCCAGGUCACCUGCGGGAGAGGUCAUACCCUGGUCUACAUCCCCUCGCAGAGCCACGUGUAUGCAUUUGGCCAGGGGCUCUCAGGGCAGCUGGGCACCAAGACUCCACACAGCAGGGAAUUACCUCAAGUGGUAGUGUGCCCAUGGCUGUCCCCAGGGGGUGCCAGCCUGCUAGACUACGCAGAGGAGGACAGCCCCAGUGUGUGUUUGAGGCAGACUGGCGUGCCCUUGUGUCUUCCCUGCGGCUGUUGUCCCUGGUCCACGGUCUGAACUUCCAAGCCGGCUGCUGAGUUGGGUGGUUGAACUACGACGACUUUUACAUCCCAGAAAUUGCAGAGAAAAUUGAUAUUAGGAAUGAUUACUUGAACUGGAUGAACAGCAGGCUUCACCCGAUGUCCAGGAGGGAGAGUCCAAUCCUGUUCUGUGAGUAUCCAUUCUUGUUCGACCCUCAGGCCAAGACGCUGCUGCUCAGGUGUGACGCCACUCGGCAGGGCGAAUAUUUCCCAGACCACCCAGUCAUACGCACGAUCUGGGAAGUAUUUCACGAACUCCCUGGAGCAGAAGAAGUUGUUUUUGAAGUUCCUGACGGGCACUGACAGGGUUCCUAUUCUGGGCAUGAAGUGUUGCCAUGGUGACGGUGGUGGUGGGCAUGACACAGAUGCGGGAGGUGGAGUUUGUGCCCAAUGGAGACAUGCACCUGGACAAAUUGUGUUGGUCAUUGGUCAGACUGGAGUUUACAUGUGUACCUCCUUCACCAUCAUUGGUGGACACUUCACCAUGAGUGAUGCUUGAGCUGUCACGGUGCUGCUGCUGCUGUCUGCCAUCAUCCCCCUGACACUGACCACCCUGCAGACACCUUCAUCCUGGGUGCCACACGUCACUGCUGCUACAACUCAGAGCAACUGGAGCGCAAGCCAGGAAGGGAGAUAGUUACUUUUCACUUAAUUUGUUGUUUAUUUGAGGGCCUAAUGACAGACACAUAAUGGAAUGAGUAUUUGUGAAUGUUUGUUUAUAUCUAGAUACAGCAUUCACAUAUCUUUUAAGUGCCACCUUCCAAAAACAAUGUCAGCCAGAAAAAUAACUGAUGAAUCUAAUUACAUUUCAAGUCAAAAAGUUUUCCUUUAACCACUUUGCUCCAGAUGCUUAAAAACAUGCGUUGCUCACAUACAUGGCGUCGCGUAGGCUCGUCACUGGUAACUUAUCUAAUUUCUAAUAAUUUCUAAUAUAAUUUCUGUGUGUGUGUGUGUGUGUGUGUGUGUGUGUGUGUGUGUGUGUUUUAUAUAUGAGUGACACUGGCCAAGGGCAACAAAAAUCCAAUAAAAAAAUAUGCCCACUGAAAUGGCAGUCCCAUAAAAGGGUCAAAGCAGUGGUCAAAAGUUGAUGAAUAAGUGUCUUGAAACCUCCCUCUUGAAGGAAUUCAAGUCAUAGGAAGGUGGAAAUACAGAAGCAGGCAGGGAGUUCCAGAGUUUACCAGAGAAAGGGAUGAAUGAUUGAGAAUACUUGUUAACUCUUGCAUUAGAGAAGUGGACAGAAUAGGGGUGAGAGAAAGAAGAAAAUCUUGUGCAGCGAGGCCGUGGAAGGAGGGGAGGCAUGCAGUUAGCAAGAUCAGAAGAGCAGUUAGCAUGAAAAUAGCGGUAGAAGACAGCUAGAGAUGCAACAUUGCGGCGGUGAGAGAGAGGCUGAAGACACUCACUUAUGUUUGUGUGUGUGUGUGUGUGUGUGUGUGUGUGUGUGUGUGUGUGUGUGUGUGUGUGUGUGUGUGUGUGUGUGUGUGUGUGUGUGUGCGCUGAUGCAGCUGAAGAAGGUUGCCUUAUGAUAAUUAUUGACAAAUGAAGGUAAUGGAUGCGCAUGUCAUUACUACUUUUUUAAGUGUGUGUGUAUGUGUGUGUGUUAUGUACACACACACACACACACACAAAGAGAAGUAAUAGACACGCAUCCUUUACCUUCAUUCAUCAAUAAUUGUCAUAAGACGACCUUCCCAGCUGCAUCAUUACACACACACACACACACACACACACACACACACACACACACACACACACACACACACACACACACACACACACACACUUACACACCACGUAGUGUAGUGGUUAGCACGCUCAGCUCACAACCAAGAAGGCCCAGGUUCGAAUCCCGGGCACGGUGAGGCAGAUGGACAAGCCUCUUAAUGUGUAGCCCUCUUAAUGUGUAGCCUCUUAAUGUGUAGGUACAGGAUGUAACCCGAGGUGAUGUGACUUUGCUGCCCCGGUGUGUGGUGUGUCAUUGGCCUCAGUCCUACCCAAAGAUCAGUCACCAUGAGCUCUGAGCUCUUACACACACACACACACACACACACACACACACACACACACACACACAGAGAGAGAGAGAGAGAGAGAGAGAGAGAGCAAAAUGGCAAUGAAUGAAACAGGGAGGAGGGGGAACUGUGUGUGAAUGAAAACAUCAUCUACGUGAAACAUUUGAUUGAUUAUAAAGCACAUGUGCAUCAUAUAUAGUCAUGAAUGUGGAGGAACAGCAGAGUGAGUGAUCAACCACAGAAAGGAGAGAGUCGGACGUGCGGAGAGAAUGGAAGGGGAACAAUUUGAGAAGAUAAGCAUGCAAAUACAUAAAUAUAAGGUGGAAUAACAGUGUUUGGUGGGAAGAUGAAAGAGAGAUGCCUGUUUAUGAAGCAAAAUGAUUGUGCAAGAGAGGAAUGAUUGGAAAACCAUUCCCACCAUAGCCAACAGACCUUACACCAUAUUUUUACAAACCACAGCAUCUCUAUUCAUCCAUUCUGUGUGUCUUCUCUUCUCUCUCUCUCUCUCUCCACUCUUAAUGCUGCUGUGGGUCUCUGGGCUGGAGUACAUCAGAGAAAGAUUGACA